Molecule: messenger RNA, 583 nt
Organism: Pangasianodon hypophthalmus (striped catfish)
Lineage: Eukaryota; Metazoa; Chordata; Actinopteri; Siluriformes; Pangasiidae
Gene: mrpl36
Product: mitochondrial ribosomal protein L36
Exons: 2
Coding region: 167-517 (116 amino acids)
Biological process (GO): translation; ribosome biogenesis
Cellular component (GO): mitochondrial large ribosomal subunit; ribosome
Molecular function (GO): structural constituent of ribosome
Source: RefSeq, a predicted model, not a curated record
CACAUCAUGACUUUCUCCUCUCAAAGUCACUGACGUCACAGCGGAAGUAGUGGAUUUGUGCUGAAUUGAAGCAUGUGUGUGUGCAGUACGGUAAAGUGGAUUAACAACAUAUAACUGUCACAGAUUUCAAUUAAUAUACAGUUUAUAGAGGACAGGUGGUGGCGCCAUGGCACCUCUGUUACUCCCGUCUCUGCUCGGGUCCCUGACUCGGCAGCUCUCUCGGGCUGUGCAGUAUGCGUCUGUCGCCUGUCUUCCUGCUGCUGGAGCACAUCGCUGCAUUUCCACCAUCACCGCUGCUGUGGUUCAGGCUAGAGGAAGCUUUCAGGCCCAGCACAAUCCAUUCCAUGCACCGUUACUCGGGCAGAACCAGCAGUUCAUCGCCCUGCAGCCUUCGAUGGGCAUGAAAACCAAAACAGCUCUGAAGAAACGUUGUAAAGACUGCUUUUUUGUCCGUCGCCGUGGGCGACUGUAUGUCUUUUGCAAGAGCCACCCGAGGCACAAACAACGGCAAGGGUGAAUCUGUUCUGAAGCUUUUCUGAUCACUGAUUUUUCUGUAAUAAUAAAGUUAAGUGUGUCACUUGAA